UUCCUGAUGUCUAACUGAGAGUAAGCAGUGUCUUCUGACAACCCUGUCACCCUAUAGCGGGGUACUACAGUCCCCCUGAGGCUUCCCAGAGCGAGAGAGCAAGAGCGGAGGAGAGGAAAGAAGUGAAGGAGGCGGGAGCCGUCUGGGCAGAGGGGAAGGAGACGAGAGGGGGAAGUGGGAGUAGAUAUUUCAAUAUGGAGGAAAGUCAACGACCUAUAUCUGAGAUCUACCUCCCAAGCAUCAGUCUUGGAUCUGUGGACACUGAAACAGUGGAGGAGCAUGAGCUGCCAAUUAUUUCUUUAUCCAAAAGCUCAACAGAAAUGGUGAGUGGACCUCCUCAACGAACGGAGCUGGCAUGGUACAGUCAGAACUUGCGAAAGAGCAUGAGCAGUGCAGCAUGUACUCAAAGACCUGUCAGUCUGGGCGGACCCUCGACGGAAGUCCCUGUGAAUGUUUGUGACCAAGAACAGUGGAGCAUGUGCAGUGGCAACAGUACCCCUGAGACUGUAAUCUGGCAUGGAGGAACUGCAAGAUCCUGGAGCUUCAUGGAGGACUCACCCAGAAGGACUCCAACGCAAGAUCCACUCCUGGGGCAAAAUCAGGUCCAUAGUGGUGUGAAGUGUGUGCCACACUCACCAUCCACAAAUAGGGAUUUAAGGAUGAAGGGUCUGGUGUGCAGAGAGGGAUGUUGUCAAUGUUGCAGACCUGCAGAGAACCUGACAGGAUGCAGCUGUUGCAGAGCGCCUUGUAGAAUGAGUUCUUCGGGUCUUAGCAACAACUUCACACCACAAGGAGCGAAUACAGAAGAUCAUGCUCAGAGUAACUGUGAAAGCCACCAUUUAACUGCAUGCCAUAGAUCUACCUUUUCUGGACAUAUGAUAAGCACUGCCUGUUUGAGGAAUACUUGCAGCGUUGUUCCAUGCCCUGGGCAUUUUAUAUCACGGCCACCUUGUGAAGGAAGCCCUUGUGUGGGACAAAGAUCACUGUUCCAUUCAGGCUUGCUUGGUUUUCCACCACUUGUGACCUCAGUCAGCGAGACCAGACUUGACAGCCGGAGUAAAGGCCAUUGCUGUGGAUCCGAGUUAAGAGGGCAGAACUCUUCCUGCCUUAGACUAGACAGAACAGGCCAAACUGGCUUUAACAGGACGGUCAAAGAUGCCACUACUAUGACAUCUGAGCAUGAGCUCAGAGAUGUUGGUGUGCAGACUGUGUCUGAUUCCCUUGCUUCCACUCUUUCUCAUGUAUUACCUGAAAUUAGUUUGAGAGUGGAUCCUGUCUUGGACACACCUUUGACCGCGGAACACAUGUGUCACAGGACCCCUGUGAAGGAGGUGGAAUGGGAUGCUGAGGGUAUGACCUGGGAAGUGUAUGGUGCAGCCGUGGACCCUGAAGAGCUUGGCCUAGCAAUCCAAAGGCAUCUAGAACUUCAGAUCAAAGAGACUGCAGCUGCUGCAGCUCAAACGGAAGACUCCACGGACAAUGUCAGCAGCCUGGCACUGCAGCCCAGGCGACGGAAGAAGAGCGAAGGCAUUAUAAAAACACUGCGCAGUUCAGCGUGUUGCUCUAACGUCAGUACUGUCGGAGACUAAAGUGAUCAGUGAAGGGCCGGAGCUUGUCUUUUCAGUAUGUGGAUGUCUAGAAAACGCAUAACAGAAAGGUACAGGCUUUUACUUGAAGGUAGAAAUGGAUUGAAAAUAGCUCUUUGCAUAUAUAUUUAUUUAGCUAAAGCAAAUUGUCCUUCAAAUAAUAUCUCUAAAUAUUCCAAAGCCUUGUCUGUUUAGUGGAAGCCAUUAAAGCUCCACUACUGAAUCAGUAGAGCAGUGAUGUUUGGAGUUACAUUGCAAGCUAGCGUUGCAUAGAGCUGCCAUUCAAAGUUUACAUAUAAUGGUGUGUUUCUACCUACCUUCACACAUGGUCUUGUCCCUGUCUUGACCUCCAUCUUUUAGAUGCCCACUUUGGCUUGAAAUACCAAGCACUGAGUAUUGUAUUUUUUAUGCUUAUUAUAGGCUAAAAAUGUCUGGUUGUACUUGUUGGGUUUUGUCAAGCAAACAACAGAUUACUGAACAUUAUCUAGGGAUACAUUAAAAUUAAUGGAACUCUUGGAAAUCCUGAAGUGCUCCCUGGAGCAGAUCUGAAGACUAGUUCUAGUCAGUCUAUGUGCUAGCCCUCAAAUUAUAGUGGAUUUCGAUUUCUUUGUUUUCUGUUCUCACAGAUCCAUGAUGUUAAACCCUUUAUAGUCAAUCAUAAUCCACCAACACUAAAUGGCAGAAAUUUCAGUAAAACUUUUUGUCAGUUAUUUCUUGCCAGAUUCUAUGGCUAUAGAAACAUAAUUUACAAACAACUAUCAAUUUACUACUAUCUAUGUUAUUACUGAAUUCACUGAUCUUGAUGCAAAUGGUGAUUGGUCCACCUGGUGGAUUAGAGUGGGCUCAAGGCCAAAAUCAAUCCAGAGAGCUAAAAAUAUGAAUGCUCAUGAGGUCUGUGGGUGUGUAAAGCUAGGUUCUUAUCAGGGCUACUGAUGAUUAGCAAAUAUAGACACAAGGUCAAUGUUCCUGCACUUAUAUAGUACAUUAUUAGCUAAAACUAAGCCCCAGUCCCAAUUCUAUGCACAGGGGCAGUCUCAAUCAAUUCAAAAAGUAAAACAUGUACACUUUGAUUCUGGUGCCAAAAUCUGACCUGAAAAAAAAAAGCAGAAUCUCUCCACUAUUUUCAUGUCACAAUAUAAAAACGAAGAAUAUUUUGUGGUUGCAUUCUGUUCGGAAACAGUGUGAGGGCAAAGACAAUUAUGGCCAUUUUCACAUGAUUUUACAUAUUCAUAAAUCUUUUUUGUUAUAUAACUUCAUUAAUAUUUAUAGUUUGUUCAUUAUAAUGUUAAAAUAUUAAAGUUCAAAUGGUUCAUAUGACAAUCAGUGUAAGAGUUUUUUUUUUUUUUUAUAUCAGGAUCACGUGCUAUAUCAUGACUAUAUCUUAUACAGAAUCAGUCAUGUUUUUUUAAAGUUAGGGAUUGUAUUUAGAGCAAUCUCUGUCAAUAAUGUUAAGAUUAAAUUAAUUUAAACAGCAUAUUAUAGGUAAGUAAAUGUGUAUACAGAAUCUCUGACCAAAUCAACAAAAGCCUGUACUGUGCUGCACAAACUGCUUUUGUUUUUCUUUGCCAAAGCAAUCUGAUUUCUUUUCUUUUAUUUAUUUUUUUUAUUUUUUUUGGACCACAGCAUUGUGAUUAAACAUAAUAUAGAUAUUACUGCAUCAACACCUUACAGUAUGAUGAAAACAAGCUUUAUGUAGGCUUUACACUAAUGUGUUUUAAUAUUGACAACACUGAAUGUCUUGAAAUGUAUGAG
Carassius auratus (goldfish) is the source of this 3338-nucleotide messenger RNA. RefSeq lists its product as uncharacterized. Gene Ontology annotation, biological process: neuron projection development. The coding region runs from base 195 to 1589 and encodes 464 amino acids. Lineage: Eukaryota; Metazoa; Chordata; Actinopteri; Cypriniformes; Cyprinidae. The transcript is spliced from 3 exons. Gene Ontology annotation, cellular component: plasma membrane. The record is from RefSeq and is a predicted model, not a curated record.